AUGGUUGGGAAGGGUAACUUCUGGAACGCCGCGAUCUGCCUGUGCUGCCUCGUCCUAGUGUCCAUAUGUAGUGGCGUCAAACUGAGCAGAUACCAGCACGGUAGGCCCCCGAGGAGAGGUUGCCUUAUGGACUUGUCCGCCAGUGGGAUGCCGCGCAGGCUACGCAAGGGGGAGGGAGAGCCAAUCAAGGGGUGCAGCAGCGCAGAUAAGGGCAGCAGCGCAGAUAAGUGUAUCCCCUCGGAUAAACACAACUUUGCCAGUCAGGACAACCCCGCAGGUAGGUGCCCCCCCUCCGAUCGCUGGAACAUCCUAAUCAGCUGCUACGAUCAGUGGGACGCCUUCCGCAACAGCUUCCUCCUGACAGUGGAUGAAAAACAGUGUGUGCGGGACAUUAAGCAGCAGAUCGAAAAGACCCACGGAAUCCCUGCAUCCUUCCAGCAAAUUUUGUACCAAGGGAAAUCGCUAAAUGAUGACGUGGUGAUCAAAAAUUUAACCAAAGGCAUAAAAAUUCAGAUUUUAAAUUUAACCCUCGUGACGAUGCUGCCGCAUAUCUUUCCCUUACGUGAAGACAACUCAGUCAAUGAAUGGGAAAAAAAAAAAAAAAAAAAACAGUUGGAACAAAAAAUCAAGUAUGUUAGCUAUCUAGCUCUUCUUGAAGAAUAUAAAAAGCUGCUACACCAUUUGGAGAAAAAGAAUUAUGUCGUUUCUGAGGAAGACAUUGCUCACUCGUUCAGUGCAUUCGAUAAAGAAUUUCCCAAAAUGGUACAUGCUAAGGGGAUAAACUUGGAUAAAAUAAAGAAAGAAAUAGAGGAGCUGCAACAUGUGGAUAAGAAAAAACUGAUGCUGCGUCUGGGAGUGGAUUUUCCACUAAUGAGUAAUCUCCUAGUCGACAGACUCAAGGAGCUUGUGAAUUUCUACUACCUAGGCGACAUAAAAUCUGUUGUUAAAUUUUCUCUGUUCUUUUUCAUCCUGUAUAAGUAUGCCAAUUACCCUCCUUAUGCCUCACAAACUUCCUGUCCGCCUCCUACCAGCAGAUCCUCAUGUGCCAGUAGCCCCGCAAGGGUGCCCACGGAUGGGGGCGGGGUGCAAAGAGCGAAGCGGAGAACGAAGCAAAGAGCGAAGCGGAGAACGGAGCAGAGAACAAAGCAGAGAACGAAGCAGUGA
Plasmodium cynomolgi strain B is the source of this 1164-nucleotide messenger RNA. RefSeq lists its product as hypothetical. The coding region runs from base 1 to 1164 and encodes 387 amino acids. The record is from RefSeq and is a predicted model, not a curated record. Lineage: Eukaryota; Apicomplexa; Aconoidasida; Haemosporida; Plasmodiidae. The transcript has 2 exons. Gene Ontology annotation, molecular function: protein binding.